AUGGCACGACCUCCCAAGGCAAAGGCUGCUGAGUCUUCCAAGGCCGCCAUCGCACCCCCCAAGGUCAUCGACGUCGAGAAUUUUGUGAGAGUCCGCGAUAGCGUCUACGCUCGUCUCUCCACCAUCCAGGAUCUGAUCAAGUCGUUCUCUAUCGACUAUCUCCGUCAGACCAACCUGCUGCUUGGCGAGGGUACUAACCUGGAAGAUGGCGCUGACCUCCCUAACUUGGAGGCCGCGCUCAACAUCCAGCCCUUCCCCGUCGCUGCUCCGGCCCCUGCGCCCGUUGAGGAGAAGAAGGAGCGCAAGAAGCGCGUCCACGAUCCCAAUGCGCCCAAGCGUCCCCUGACCCCGUACUUCUUGUACAUGCAGACUGCCCGCCCCAUCAUUGCCGCGGACCUCGGCGACACUGCUCCUAAGGGCGCUGUCCAGGAGGAGGGCCAGCGACGAUGGGGUACCAUGACCGCUCACGAGAAGCAGGGCUGGAACCAAGCAUACCAGUACAACCUCCGCCUGUACAAUGCUCGUGUUCACUCCUACAAGGCCGGCAACGCCAGCGCCAAGGACAUGUCCGACACGGACGCCAUGAAGUACGCCGAUGACUUCCAGAUCCCCAUGCCCGCCGUCUCCGGCCUUGAGGACCCUGCCGGCAACGACUCGGCCGCCAUUGCCGAGCAGCUCCAGGCUAGCGCCCCUGAGCCAGAGGACACCGCCGCCAAGACCCCCAAGGCGAAGGCUUCCCGCAAGCGCAAGACUGCCACUCCCGGCGGAGAGGCCGAGGUCGCUAAGAGCACCCCGGCUGCCGCCAGCCCUGACAAGAAGCGCAAGAGAACUUCCACUAAGCCGGUAGAGCCCGAGAAAGAAGAGCCCAAGAAGUCGGGACGCAAGAAGGCUAAGAGCGGUUAG
Molecule: messenger RNA, 903 nt
Organism: Phaeoacremonium minimum UCRPA7
Lineage: Eukaryota; Fungi; Ascomycota; Sordariomycetes; Togniniales; Togniniaceae
Product: putative high mobility group protein
Exons: 3
Coding region: 1-903 (300 amino acids)
Source: RefSeq, a predicted model, not a curated record